AGGACUAUGAUGUAAUUCUCCGUGUAUACACAUAUAUAGACCUAUGUGUGUCUGCAGUCUUGGCUUACAUUAGUAGAUCAUACGUGUUUGCGGACACAGGACCCAUGCUGUGAGACAGUAAACGCGCCUCGCUUGGUCGGCUCGCUUUGACAGUCUUUGGGGUUGGUCAUGUCUACUCACCAACAGCGAGGCAAUGACACAUAGGUCUACCAGUUUGUCAACUUGUUUUCACACAUGAUCAUGUGCUGCUGAGAGAGCGGCGUUGUUGUUGUUUUAGCAGGGAAAACGGAGAGAUCAUGGACAGUCCUUUGGAAUCAGAGGUAAAACCUCUGGUCAAGGACAGGAACGCUGUCGUUACAGACGAUGGUCAAGUCGUCUUUAAACAGGGUGGCGUCUUCAGAAAAGGCGUCCUGGAAGUUGUAGUCAUUACGUUUUACACAGCCUUGAUGUCAUUCUUCCCAAUAGUUCAACAGUAUAUCUAUAACAGAGUUCUUACAGAGGAGAUGAACAGAAACCCAGUUAACGCGUCAGUCGUGACUCACACUGAUGACACCACAGAAACGUGUGGCAGGAACGGGAGUAGCGCCGCCGAGGCGGUUGCCCAGAAGCAGGCCGCUCAGUGGCUGCUCUACUUUGGUCUUGCCACAAAUAUCCCUGGGAUCUUUUCUACGAUGAUUCUGGGGGCUUACACGGACUUCCGAGGCAGGAAGAUCGGCAUGAUCGUACCAGCCAUUGGGAGUUUGAUAAGAACGGUUAUUUCUAUGUUCGUGAUUGGCCUAGACUGGCCGAUGGCCUUGUUCGUGGUCGGUGGCUUGAUCGACGGCACUUGUGGCUCGUUCGGCACCGUGUUCAUGGCGGCGUUCGCGUACUUAGCGGACACCACUCAACCCGGCAAGGAGCGUACCAUGAGGAUCGCCAUUCUCCAGGCGGCCAUAGGUAUCUGUAUGUCGGUGGCUCUGAUGGGAACCGGCUUCCUCAUUAAGGCGGCUGGGUUUUUCUAUCCGAUGUUUUUGAGUCUGGGAUCGCUUCUCAUCAACGUCCCACUGGUUCUGUUCCUCUUGCCAGAAACCAUCCAGAAGCGCAACGACAUCCGGAUCUUGGACUGGAAGCGAAUCAGCAACGCCUUCAUCACGUACGUUAAACCCAGAGAGGAUGGCAAGCGCUGGAAGCUUCUCAGCCUCCUCCUAGCGCUCUUCAUGGUUGACAUGGUACAGAUUGGAAAAGCCCAGAUAGACACCCUGUUCCAGUUAGGCGUCCCUUUCUGCUGGGACUCCGUGAAGAUCGGUAUCUACAGUGCAAUCGCCAUGUUCCUACAGAUCUUUGGUUUGCUGGCCUUCCUGAGGCCUUUACAAAAGUUUUUUUCUGACAACACUAUCGGUAUAAUAGGAUCUGUGUCAGGAACUGCUUUUCUCAUCAUGACCGGGCUCUCUGUGAAUGACGCCAUGUUAUAUGCAGCUCCUUUCAUUGGCCUACUAUACGGGGUACCAUCGGCUAUGUUAAAGGCUGUUAUGUCUUUAUACGUCGGAAAACAGGAACAAGGUUGCCUGUUUGCCGGGAUAUGCAGCAUUCAGAUGUUAUGCUCUACCGUGGGAAGUGUCGUGUUUAACGCUGUCUACAUGGCCACAGUCACCACCUUCGCUGGCUUCGUUUUCAUCUUAAUGGCAAUUCUCUUUGUCAUCUGUAUCGUUUGUAUGACUGUUGUGGAGAUAUUCGGUAGAGCUGGGAAAAGGUACGAGUCGAUAACCCCCGUUGCCGGACAGUGAACAGGCAACUUAUCAGAUCUGCUCAGCACCUGGGAAAGCAAGAAACGAGAAGGACUCCGGUGCAAUAUUUGAUACUGUACAUAUGUAAAUAUAUUUUUUAUCUUACGUAGUGUUUACUGAAUAAAGUUCCCUUUUUGUGUGACGAGUUUGUGAUUUGGAUUUCA
This is a messenger RNA of Liolophura sinensis, 1927 nucleotides long. RefSeq names its product proton-coupled folate transporter-like. The transcript has 5 exons. The record is from RefSeq and is a predicted model, not a curated record. Lineage: Eukaryota; Metazoa; Mollusca; Polyplacophora; Chitonida; Chitonidae. Gene Ontology annotation, biological process: transmembrane transport. The coding region runs from base 297 to 1763 and encodes 488 amino acids. Gene Ontology annotation, molecular function: transmembrane transporter activity. Gene Ontology annotation, cellular component: membrane.